This is a messenger RNA of Nematolebias whitei (Rio pearlfish), 1226 nucleotides long. RefSeq names its product jumonji domain containing 7 (gene jmjd7). The coding region runs from base 89 to 1018 and encodes 309 amino acids. Gene Ontology annotation, molecular function: 2-oxoglutarate-dependent dioxygenase activity. The record is from RefSeq and is a predicted model, not a curated record. NCBI's taxonomy places the organism in Eukaryota, Metazoa, Chordata, Actinopteri, Cyprinodontiformes, Rivulidae. The transcript is spliced from 9 exons.
UUCACGGCAGCAUGGCGGCGAGUUGUUUGCGUUGAUGAAAUCAGGAGUGAAAUCAGGGCUGAUCUUACUGAUCUGAGAUCAGAGAGGGAUGGAAGGUGUCCAGGAGCGACUGGCCCACUUUUCAUACGAGGCUCACGAUCUUUACCUAAACAGGUCGGUGCCGUAUUUGAACGGAGCUCCGGAGCCGCUCCGGUUCUACCGGGACUGGAUCGGAGCGAACAAGCCCUGCAUCAUCCGGGACGCCUUCAGCCACUGGCCGGCCCUGUCCAGGUGGACUCCGGACUACCUCAGGGAGAAGAUGGGGUCAAAGGUCAUCAGCGUUGCCGUGACCCCUAACGGUUAUGCCGACGCUGUGGCAGGAGAUCGUUUUGUGAUGCCGGAGGAGCGGCGGAUGAGUGUUUCCUCUGUGUUGGACAUCAUUGAAGGAAAGGUGCAGAAAACUGGAGUCUUCUAUGUCCAGAAGCAGUGCUCCAACCUGCUGCAGGAGCUGCCCGAGCUCAUCGACGACCUGGAGCCUCACAUUCCCUGGAUGAGCACGGCGCUGGGAAAGUUGCCGGACGCCGUCAAUUUUUGGCUCGGAGAAGCAAAGGCCGUCACAUCCAUGCACAAAGACCCAUAUGAGAACCUGUACUGCGUCGUCUCUGGAGAGAAACACUUCGUCCUGCUUCCGCCCACUGACCGACCCUUCAUCCCCUACGGUGUGUACCAGCCAGCUGUUUACCACCAGCAGGACGACGAUGAGUUCAAGGUCCUCGAUCAGAGAGACUCUCAGAAGGUUCCUUGGAUCCCGUUGGACCCCCUGGAUCCAGACUUGGAGCGAUACCCUGAGUACCAGCAGGCUCAGCCACUCAGGUGCAGUGUGAAGGCUGGAGAGAUGCUCUACCUGCCAUCUCUGUGGUUCCACCAUGUCCAACAGUCACAUGGCUGCAUCGCAGUGAACUUCUGGUACGACAUGGAGUACGACAUCAAGUACAACUACUUCCAGCUGCUGGAGUCGUUGUGUGACGUGAAGGGAUGAAGCAGGAAGUUGUCGGCGGCUGCAGGAAGUCUCCGAGACGUUCGCGUGUCGGCUGAGCCUUAACCCAAAGAAACAGACACAAAGAACUCAAACUUUUAAAAAAUAAGCACCUGAAGAAAAUUGUCUGAAGUGUGUUUAUAUUUUUAAGUCAAGAAAAUGUCUCAUUUGUUUAUGUAGAGGGGCGGAGCUUUAAAAUGUUUCUAGAAAC